Messenger RNA from Pygocentrus nattereri (red-bellied piranha), 4659 nucleotides. It is a transcript of the gene khdrbs2, whose product is annotated as KH domain containing, RNA binding, signal transduction associated 2. The transcript is spliced from 12 exons. Gene Ontology annotation, cellular component: nucleus. NCBI's taxonomy places the organism in Eukaryota, Metazoa, Chordata, Actinopteri, Characiformes, Serrasalmidae. Gene Ontology annotation, biological process: regulation of alternative mRNA splicing, via spliceosome. The record is from RefSeq and is a predicted model, not a curated record. Gene Ontology annotation, molecular function: mRNA binding; poly(A) binding. Bases 267 to 1316 code for a protein of 349 amino acids.
CAUACUGUGGCUAUAGGCGGGGAGCGUUCGCCCGAGAGCCCUGCGUUUAAACCGAGCGCGAGGAGGACAUGAGUGUUUAUUUGUUUGUUUGUUUCCACGCUGCCGUUAUUUAAAGAGCCGUGAACACAACCUCAGCUCAAACGAGAACCGCGCUCUUUCAGUUCUCCACACGUUUGAGGCGAAUUCAGACUGCACGUCCCGUCUCUCGCCACUUUUUUUGCCGUCUCACCUGCACUCCGUGCUCAGGAGAGGAGAGGUGCCCGGGAAUGGAUCAGGACAAGUACUUGCCAGAGCUGAUGGCCGAGAAGGAAAGCCUGGAUCCUUCUUUCGUUCACGCCAUGCGCCUUCUGGCUGAAGAAAUUGAAAAGUACGAAGGGGAUGAGCUGAGAAAAGACGGGGAGGUGAAGAAGUACCUGGAUAUCAUCAGCAACAAAAACAUCAAGCUGUCAGAGAGAGUGCUCAUUCCAGUGCAGCAGUAUCCAAAGUUUAAUUUUGUUGGGAAACUGCUGGGGCCCCGGGGCAAUUCCAUGAAAAGAUUACAAGAGGAAACGGGAGCAAAGAUGUCCAUCCUUGGCAAAGGCUCAAUGAGAGAUAAAGGCAAGGAAGAAGAGCUGAGGAAAAGUGGGGAGGCGAAAUACGCCCAUUUGAGCAAUGAUCUCCAUGUUUUAAUUGAAGUCUUUGCACCACCUGGAGAGGCCUAUUCCCGCAUGAGCCAUGCCUUGGAGGAGAUUAAGAAAUUCCUGGUUCCUGACUACAACGAUGAGAUCAGGCAAGAGCAGCUCCGCGAACUCUCCUAUCUGAACGGCUCUGAUGACCCAAGCAGAGGGAGGAGCGUGCGAGGACGCAGCAUACGGCUCACCUCCACAGCUUCUACACGGGGUCGCGGAGGAGCAGUGCCCCCUCCUCCCCCUGGCCGUGGAGCUGCAGCUCCUGGGGGAACUGUUGGUACACGCACCUCCCUACCCACCACCAUGCUAGCUAGAGGAGUUUCGACCCCCAGAGCCAGAGGAACAGCAGGGACCCCUGGAUAUAGAGCCCCUCUACUGCAGGCUACACAUGAAGCCUACGAUGACUAUGGCUAUGAUGAUGGAUAUGACGGGGAAUAUGAUGACCAGAGUUACGAAGCUUACGACGACAGCUACAACAGCCAGUCUAAAAGUGUUUCAGAAUAUUACGAAUAUGGACAUGGGACCAAUGAUGAUAACUACAACGAUUACGCAGAAGAGGAGUGGACUCAGCCUCGGCCAAGCCGCAAAGCUCCGACAGCAAGACUUACACGAGGGGGAUACAGAGAACACCCCUAUGGUAGAUAUUAAAGGUGCUCUAAAUCGGUGACCUCCCCUUACCGGCAACCUGACUUAAUAAUCUAACAAAAGUCCAAAUCUAACCUCCCCUAAUUAAGGAGCAAGAAAGUGCUUACAGCAUAUGGUCCCUUCUCUUGUUUUGAUAACAUGACUUAUUUAUAGAACACAUCUAAGAAACACAAUCUAGAUCUGGCAAGGAUCCUGCAUAAACGAAACACUUUCAUUGGAAUGCUACUUCUCUUAGAUGUUUUUUUUUUUUUUUGUUUGCUCCCCGGAAUCUAAAGCAUGGAGUUGCCUACGAAGUGAUGCUUUCUUGUUCUUGGCUACCAUUUCACCAAGUCAAAAAUUGCUACCCUUGAGUAAGAGACACCCAUAUUGUACAUAACAUCUUUCUUAAUAUUUCUUGAUUUGAUGACAGUAAAUAAUGAGUUUGUAUAUUUGAUUUUGAUAUCAGUAUUGGGAUUGAAAGCAAUCAGAUAUGUAUGUAGCUACCUACAAGUGCUCUGCUUUGUGUGUAGCCUGUAUUUGUACAUAAAUAUGUAAUAAAAAGAACAUAAAGCACCUUGUGUAAGCUUCUCUAAAUAGGUGACCAUAAUUGUUAAAUUUUUGUUGCCAUAAUUUGUUAAUAGAGCUGACAUCAUUUUUGUAAAAUUAGAUAAGUACAUACAUGUUUUUAGUAAUAAAUGCCUGUUUUAGUUGAGAACACUGCUAAUAUGUUUGUUUUUUAUAUACAUAUAUAUAUAUACAUACAUAUAUACAUAUAAGUAACAAAGAAAGUUAACAAAAGGAACUUUAGAGAGGUUGUCGAGUCGUUUUGUGUAACAAUAGAUGAGCUGCAUUAAUACAGUUUCAACUUUGUUAAAUAAUUUUAACACGCACUAAAUUGUUCAUUGAAUCUUGAUUCGUCAUUUAAAUGUUUAAGGUGUUAAUGGAAAUCAACUGUUUAGAUCAAUAAAUUGACUUUUUUAAACGUAUUCUUUAAGCUUGACCUUAUUAAACAAAAACUCUGACUUGUUUGCACUAGUGUGACUCCGUGCAUGAUAUGGAGAUUCAGGAGGUAAGAACAAACCCGUAUUACAAUAAGACUGUCUAAAUGCCUUCAGCCAUUGGUGUUAGCCAGUAUACACAAAGUAUGUGAAUAUGGCAGAUAUUCACAAUGUUUCAUCACUCAUUCGAGUGAAUGGGAUACAUUUAGAUUGCUCUGUUUCUGCUACCUUUAUUCUUCUUCCAUUGAACAUCAGGAUUUGUGUUGUAAUACCAAUGCUUUUAAAUAUCAGCUACUGAAAGUCACUACUUUUUAGAGACCUGAACUUUCUUCUGUGACUGUUAGAGCUGAAUGCCGACGCGUAUAAAGAGACUGAAAGGAUGACUAAACGUUAAGCAGGUGUCUCUGCAUGAGCUGAGCUAUGGAAGAAAAAAUAUGAAGUGACUGGUUGCAGCGAGUACAUGGAGCAGGCUGAUAAAGCCGCCCACCCAGAGCUGAGCAGCUUCCUCUCGUCUGCUAGAGGUGCCUAGCAGCUCCACUCAGUCACAGCCUGCUGCAGGCCUGCAGACGAGAGCAGAUGAUAGCCCUGGAGGCCAGCCCUAUCCUGACCAGCUCUCAUCAGUGCUUUCUGGGCAGGUCAGUGGAGACACAAUUACACACUAUUCAUCACUUCACACAAAAGAACGUCUGUAACUUGAUGCGUAAUCGGAAUUCUAAUGGAAUAACGUUACGUCAUGUUUACUACAGCUGUAAAUGUUUGACCUCACAAUGAUUCACUUCCUUUAGGAAAAGAUAGGCUGCUUUAUUAUGUCUGAAACGUCACCACAGUUCAGUUUGAAUACAUUUUUUGGUAUGCUUCAGAAUUGUUUAAUUACUCUAAUCUAAUUAAUCUAAUUACAUAGCAGUGGAUUAUUUCUUUUGGGAUUUUAGGGAGGAUAUUAGAUGUAAAAAUAGAAAAAGAAUGCUAUCAACAAAUGUGUAAUUUGUGGAAAUUGUGUUUAAUUAGUUUAAUUCCCAUCAACCAGAUUACAGUUUAAAACUCAGCUUUAAACCAAAAUAGAAGUUAAGAAAAUCCUAAAUGACUAAAUUGAGGUGGAUAAUCAACUGUUAUGUCUGUUAUCAAGCAACUGACAACAUAUGUGCAGCUGAAACACAAUCAAAACGAUGUUAUAAUGCAAUUUAGCCAGACAGUUUUCAUCGCUGCUGGAAAAAAAAACAGCAUAUAUACAGUAUUUGGGGAAUUCUAGUUAAGAUGCUUCUCUAAUGCUCUUUUCUUAUCUGGAGUUAGGAUUUGAUUAUGAACUUGGGAACUGCUGUUCUGUAAGAGCUAUUAUCGUAACUCCCUAAUGGAAGUUGUCAUGUUAACUAAACAGAUAGAUUUCAAAGUAAGGAUGUCUCUGUAAUACAUCAUUAUUAUAAUCAAUUAAAACUGAUUCUAGUACAAGUUAAACCACUGUUAUUGAUGCAUUUUACUAACCUAAUAGUGUGUCUCCCUAUGUGUGUCAUUGUGGCUUUGCAGUGUUCAUGUAUUGCCUGAUCAUGUAUUGCCUGACCCAUCUCUGCAGGAAGGUACUCUGAUGAUCCACACUACUGCUUUUAUUUAAUUUAAUUCAUUUAAUUAGCCACAUCUGAGCAUUAGUAACAUUUCACUAGACAAACAGUGAAGCUCAAACCAUUAAAGAACAAUAGAGAGGCAUUUUCCUUCUCACAUAAAUGUGUGAAGUUGUGCUAGAUUGGAAGGAACACAUCUGACACACUAUUAAACUUUAACAACUGUAAAUGAAGAAUCAGAAAUGACUGCUGAAAUCAUUUUAAGCCUUUGUCUCUAAUUGAAAUUGCUGUAAUAGUGUGACAGCUGUGCCUGGUUUUAGUGUUCUGUCCUUGGUUGAGAAAAAAAGAGUUCAAUAUUUCAGAACACCACAGUGUUUGCUGAACCACAAGGAUGCAAAAUUAAACAUUUAUAAGAACAAUAUGUUUGCAUCAGAUUGCCCACACAGCUCAAUCAAUAGGAUAACGCACACUGAAUUAUUCAGAGUUGUUUUAUUUAUUUACAGUAUUAUUAACUUUUGGGGACCACAGAGUGAAACAGGCACUGGGUAGUUUUCUGUUUGGUUUUAUUUAUUGAGGAUUUUGUGAUCUUAAGUUAAAAACUGCUCAUGUGUGGCCUAGUCUUCCCUCUCAUAACCACACAACUUGUAUAUUAGGAUUUACUUGAUUUAAAUAUGUACAUAAUUUCCACAUGAAUAAAACAUCAUUGUUGUCCAAUAAAAAAACAAAUAUCUCUGUUUUUCAUUAUUUGAGCAAAAAUCUCCACACAUGAAGAACAUUUGGUAACACUUUAUUUGAAGGCUAUCUACAUAAGGGCUUCAU